Molecule: messenger RNA, 1562 nt
Organism: Vigna angularis (adzuki bean)
Lineage: Eukaryota; Viridiplantae; Streptophyta; Magnoliopsida; Fabales; Fabaceae
Exons: 12
Coding region: 124-1248 (374 amino acids)
Source: RefSeq, a predicted model, not a curated record
UGGUAAGGCUUCUCUUGCUAUAUAUAAAACCACCCUCUUCAAGCCCUCUCCCUGGCUUUGUUAAAACCACCACAGAGAAGCGAAAAGAAGAAAGAAAGUUAAACAGCUAGAAAGAGAGAGAGAAUGGCAGCUUCUUUCUGCGUUAAUGAGAGAAAGGUAUGUGUGAGAUGGGUGGAGAAAUAUUUCAAAGAUUGCCUCUGCAAUAUGAAGGAUGAAAUCUCGUUCGGUUUGGGUCUCACAAGUCUAGUAUUCUGGGGAGUAGCUGAAAUUCCUCAAAUAAUAACCAUUUUUCGUACUAAGAAAAGCCAUGGAGUAUCCCUCAUCUUUCUCCUCACUUGGGUCGCUGGGGAUAUAUGCAAUUUGACUGGUUGCCUUCUCGAACCAGCUACUCUGCCAACACAGUAUUACACAGCUCUGCUUUACACAAUCACUACGAUCGUAUUACUUCUGCUAAUCAUAUAUUACGACUACAUAAGCAAUUGGUACAAACGUCCUCAGAAGCUCAACCACAAAAGGGAUGAAGAAGAUGAGAGAAAACCAUUGAAGGCACCGAAGCCAGCCUACGACUCUGGAAUUCCAAUACCAAACGGCACACGCAAAGCAGUACCUAGACAGGAGCACUAUUAUAUGUCAGCAAGAUCAUUGGCUGGAAGUGGCACUCCACCCUGGGGAACUUACAUGAGAGCUGCUAAAAGUGGUCCUUCAACCAUGGAAUCCAUAGAUGCCUCUUCUUCCGAGGAUGAUGAAGCUUAUCCUCCAAUCAAGGCAAGGCCAAUCCAACGUCCUGCAGUUGGAAGUUAUGGUACAUUUCUAGCAGCUGCUGUUAGUUUGCCUCUCAAGGCUAAUGCUUUGAGGGAAGGGUACAUGAGAUUUGCUGGAAGAAAACUUUUGCAGGAAUACGAGACACAUAGUACAUUGGGUCAAUGCUUGGGAUGGCUCAUGGCUGGUAUCUAUAUAAGUGGUCGGCUUCCUCAAAUAUGGUUGAAUAUUAAAAGAGGCAGUGUGGAGGGCUUAAAUCCUUUCAUGUUCGUCUUUGCAUUGGUAGCUAACGUCACUUACGUGGGAAGUAUUCUUGUGAGAACUACAGAAAUGCAAAGCAUCAAAGCUAACAUGCCAUGGUUAUUGGAUGCAGUAUUGUGCGUGGCAUUGGACCUUUUCAUAAUAAUGCAGUACAUCUACUAUAGAUACUUUCGAAGGAGAGAAGGAAAAGGAGACAACUACGAAGAAGAAAGAGCUGCAUCAGCUUGAGUUUUGUGGCUAGUUGUGCGGUGGCUGUUUGAUGUUGAAUUGAAAAACUAAUGGGACGUUAAAAAGAUUGAUCUACAAUUACACUUACUACUGUGCAACACUUUCAAGAGAGAAAUAUUUGUCAUAUAUAUGUAUGGUAUAUGGGAAAUUAGUAGCUUGUUUACUUUUUGAAGACAUGACAAGGGUUACUUUGAAAUUAUGUUCUUAUCCAAUGACUAACAAAGCUAGUGAAAUUAUGGGAAAUUAAGACUAUGGCAGUUCUUAAAGAAAAGAAAAUAUUUUAAUACAAAUUUUUAGAUAAUAUUUUGAUACAA